AUGAUCAUCAACCACAUCACCAUCACCAUCAACCGUCAACCAUCAACCAUCAACCUUCAACCUUCAACCAUCAACCUCAUCAACCGUCAACCGUCAAUCUCAUCAACAAUUGGAUUUGGCGACGCGUUGACGUAUCGUGUAUGCAUACCAUGUAUACUACGUAUGGCUGGCGUAUGGCACACAGCCCAGACAUUCAUCGCGGCCCUCGCGAGCUUCGUUCUCGCCGGCGCCGUCGCCGCCUCGACACUCGCAACAGUGCGCUUCGUCGCCCACCCGAAGACGUGGGCCGAGGGCGACCUUCAUGUUCUAGUAUGGCGCAAGCGAUAUGCGGGGCCACUCCUCGUGUUCCCCGCCGUCGCGCUCGGCACGCUCGUCGGCGUCACGCUGCGCCUCGACGCCGUGCACCCCUCGAGCAACGGCAUGUCCUGCGAAGCGACUGAUCCCGUGUGGGUGCGCUUCCUGGGGUACGCCGGGCCCCCGCUCCUGCUGUGCGUGCCCGCGUUCGGCGCGACGCUCUACUGCAUCGUGCGCGUGUACAGGACGCACCAGCACAUCGCGCGCGCGCGCACGCGGUACCCCGACGGCCGCGGCGCGUUCACGGCGCCGCCCGCGCGCACCCGCACCCGGAUCCGCGGGCUACGAGGAGUACUGCGCGAUCGCCGUGACGACGACGGCAAUAAGCAUGCUAAUGGGAAUAGGAACGAGCAUGGGAGUGGGAGUGGGAGUGGGAAUUGGGGUUGGAAUGGAGAUGGGAACGGGAAUGGGAGUGGGAAUGGGAGUGGGAGGGGGAACGAGCAUGACGUCGAGCGCAUGAGCUCGAGCAACACGCUGACGGCUGUGCCCGUGCGCGCGGCGCGGCGCUCGUCGCGCAUCUCGCUGCCGCGCGACACCACCGUCGUGUCGUCCGACUCGGCGGACUCGGACUCGUUCCCGACAUUCGCGCCGCCGUCGAAUACGCCGUCGAUCGUGGAGGUGAAUAGCAACAACGAUAUCAAUCAUAUCAAUAUCAACACGAAGAGGGCGGGGAGAGAUGGGAGGGAUAGGGCGGGGGACAUCACGGGUGUGGGUGUGGGUGUGGGUGUAGGUGUGGGGGAUAUAAUGGGUGCGGUGAACGGCGAGGGGGCGGAGAAGGAGAAGGAGAAGGACGCGUGGCGGCUCGCGGACCUGGACGCAGCGCACACGGACACGGAGGCGGACGGCGACGGCGCGAUGGAGAUGAUCCAGUGGCGCAAGGGGAGCAUCGAGCAGGUGUCCACGAUGAAUAUGAUCGCCGGGAUGGGUGGGAGAAGGAUGGCGCACGGUGACGACGACGACGACGACGAUCGGUCGAGCUGGGAUAAGAAUCAGCGGGCCAGCCCUGUCGACGCGCUCCCGCCGGCCGAGCCUGUGCACCCUCCCGCCGACGACCUGGCGCGUUAUCCGCUUCCAACUGACAUUCACCCUCCUCCAGUUCCUCAGCUCGAUCUCCACGCUCGUGUACGCCGCGCGCGGGCACGCGCCGCCGUUCGCCGUGCACCACGUGUGCAUGGUGCUCGUCGCGUGGGCGCCCGUGCUGUUCUUCGGAACGUUGCCCGAGGUCCGGCACCAGCUGCGCUUCUGGACACGGCACCCGCCCCACCCCCCGCCGCAGCGCUCGCGACAUCCACCGCCCCCGCAACCGAAGAACAGAUAAAGGUGUAG
Pleurotus ostreatus (oyster mushroom) is the source of this 1680-nucleotide messenger RNA. RefSeq lists its product as uncharacterized. The record is from RefSeq and is a predicted model, not a curated record. The transcript has 7 exons. The coding region runs from base 1 to 1680 and encodes 559 amino acids. NCBI's taxonomy places the organism in Eukaryota, Fungi, Basidiomycota, Agaricomycetes, Agaricales, Pleurotaceae.